AUCAUUAUUGCGAAAGUUACAACCUGUUGAAUUUCGCUUCUGUUCAGGAAUAACGGGUUUACGAAAUUAUUAGACCCGUUACUUCUGUAAUUUAGUUCCAGAGUGUCCGCUGCGAGUCGCUACUAAACGAGAAACUGAGGUCGUGAUAUGACUAAACGAUGGAAUCAGAUGUACUUCCAUUUCUCAAGUAGUAUGACUCAAGGGCUGGUCAGGCGUACUUUCCGUCGUAAUAAGACAGGCGAAAUUCAACAGGCUGUAACUUUCGCAAUAAUGAUGCUAUCGAGACCGUUCAAGAAGCGCUUUAAAGCUUAAAGCGCAAGGACAAUCGUACCAUCGACUUGAUGUUAUAUAAGUAUUUUAUUAUUACGCUUUCUCUUGAGUUUCUUUGAUAAUUUCGCAGCAAACCAACUGUUCUUGGGAUUGUUUUUGGAAUUCGUCGGGUUUACGCGCAUUUAACGUGCAAAAGUGCGAUAUAAUUCAUAGAUAUAAUUCUAAUAUAUUUCAGUCUUAAUUAUCUCGCAUUAAAGCGUGCAUAACUAAUAUGUUGCUCUAUUAUUUAUCUUUAUGCUCACACCUUGUAUAUAUAAUUUGACAGCUGUCAGAUCACCUACUGCGCAUGAUCGUCAGUUCGUAGGUUCGCUUCGUCACAAUUUUUGUGUGUCCGAAAUACGAGGAACAAAAACUGUUGGAACCGUUCUGUGACCGAGUGCACACAUCGAAUCGGCCGCACUUGAUUGUUUCCUUAUCGGUGAUAAGACAUAACUGAUCAUUCGAAAAGGCUUACAUGUCACGCGAGUACACCAUUCCGGCGGAAAUAACCUGCUGGCACAUUCGUGGUGGCGACGACGACGACGACGGUGGUGGGUCGAAGUCCUUAGAGGGAAGCGAUAACUUGCACGGUCUCGCGCUCUGAUGCGUCAUUAGCGACAGACGAGCGUUUGUGUGAACGAAAAUUACUUCAAGAUGGUGCGGGAGAACGGGAAAUUAUGGAAGCUGACGCAACUCCGGGCGCUCAUGAAGGACGUCCAGGUCGAGGGUAUGAAAGAGAAAGGUAUUCAGGCUUUGGUCGUCAACGGUGAAGACGCGCAUCAGUCGGAAUACUCGACCGAGCGUGAUCAGAGGCGGCGUUUCGUCAGCGGCUUCCGCGGCUCCUACGGCACGGUGAUCGUCACACCGGAUGCAGCGUUGUUGUGGACGGAUGGCAGAUACUUCACGCAAGCCCUGUCGGAGCUGGAGCCGCCGGAGGCAUGGACCCUCAUGCGAGAAGGUUUGCUGGACACACCCACCACCGCCAUAUGGCUGACCGCGAAUCUACCCCCAAAGUCUGUGGUCGGGGCAGACGCUAAUUUAAUCAGCUGCACCGAAUGGAGCAGGUUACAUGGCAGCCUGACCGCUGCCGGUCAUUGCCUGGUUGCCCUGCCGGAGAACCUGGUGGACAAGGUGUGGGCCGACGAUCAGCCAGCACCCACAGCCAAUGCGAUCUUACCCCAGGCGAUCCAGUAUUCGGGCGAGAAGGCCGGAGUCAAGGUGAAUCUGUGCCGGGACGCCAUGCUGGAUAACGAAGCGUCGGUGCUCGUGAUCACGGCGCUGGAUGCGAUCGCGUACCUGCUGAACUGGAGGGGCUCCGACAUCCCGUUCAACCCCGUCUUCUUCGCGUACGUCGUUCUCAAUCUGAAGGAUCCCAAGUACGUGCACAUCUUCAUCGACCGAAGCAGGGUGUGUCAGCAGGCGUUGGAGCAACUCAGGGACGAGGGCGUCGAUCCGGUGUUUCAUGCGUACGAGGAUAUACACAGCUUCAUGAAGGAGGUGGCGAGUUCGUGCACGGACGACGACAAGAUCUGGAUCAGCAAUAAUUCUAGUUACGCGCUGCACGCCGACUGCGGCGAGGUGAAGAAGCACACCGACAUCACGCCGGUCAGCGUCAUGAAGUCGAUCAAGAAUUCCGUUGAAAUAGCGGGCAUGAAAGCGGCGCACGUGAGAGACUCCGUCGCUCUCGUCAAGUACUUCGCCUGGCUGGAGGACAAGAUCAAGAAUACCGACGAGCGCGUCACGGAGAUCUCGGGCGCCGCCCAACUGGAGAAGUUCCGGCAGGAGCAGGAUCUCUUCGUUGGAUUGAGCUUCACUACGAUAUCGUCCGUCGGCCCACACGGAGCGAUUAUUCAUUACUCACCCACACCGGCGACCGAUGUGCCAAUCACAGAUAAGGAGCUCUAUCUUUGUGACUCGGGCGCACAGUACAAGGACGGCACGACGGACGUAACGAGGACUUGGCAUUUCGGCGAGCCUACGAGCUUCGAGCGCGAAUGUUUCACCCGGGUGUUCAAGGGACAGUGCCGUCUAUCGACCAUGAUCUUCCCCUUGAAGACGAAGGGGAAUUACCUCGACACGCUGGCACGCGAGAGUCUAUGGAGCGUCGGUCUGAAUUAUCUUCACGGCACCGGCCAUGGGGUGGGGUCGUAUCUCAACGUCCACGAGGAGCCGAUCGGUAUCUCGUGGAAACCGUAUCCGGACGAUCCAGGUUUAGAGCCCGGAAUGUUUCUGUCGAACGAGCCGGGCUAUUACGAGGACGACAAGUUCGGCAUUAGGCUAGAGAACAUCGAGCUAGUCGUGGCUGCGAAGACGCCUUACAAUUACAAAGACCGUGGUUUCCUGACCUUCGAAACCGUGACGCUUGUGCCCAUUCAGACGAGUCUGCUCGACACGUCGUUGCUCACGGACGAGGAGAUCGAUUAUUUGAAUAAUUAUCACGCGAGAUGUCUGGAGGUUCUAAGACCCUUCCUCCGAGGGAUGGAAAAUAUUCAAGCGCUCCACUGGCUCGAGAAACAGACACUUCCUAUUCCGCUAGCUAUCGUAAUGUAACAUCAAUAUGUCCAAUAUGUUGAGACGUGUACCACAUACGGUAAAAUUGCAUCACAACAUCAUGGAACGAUUUAAGAUCUCCAAGUUCUACUAUUCCCUUUAUAAAAUGUAUUGUUUAUAUAUAUACGAGUAUUGCGUAGUGCACAACUUCGUGAAGUCCUUUGGUUAAUAGAAAAUUUCCGAAAAAAUGUUCGAGGAAUUUUUCGGAACUCCAAAAAUGCUUCGUCCGAUGGUCCAUUUAUAUAUAUAUAUAUAUAUAUAAUACUGGACCAUUAAAAAAUCUUUCGCAAAUUUAUAUCGUUAUAAAGCUAUUUGUUACGGACUUUUCUUAUCAAUGGACCAUCGGACGAAGCAUUUUUGGAGUUCCGAAAAAUUCCUCGAACAUUUCGGAAAUUUUCUAUUAACCAAAGGACUUCACGAAGUUGUGCGCUACGCAAUACUCGUGAUAAAGGAAAAAGAAAAACAAAAUGUUCCACCAACUGUACCAACCACACACAGCACUCAAUGGUGUUCAGUGAAUGUUAUACAAAUUACGCGGUUGUUACGCGACGAAAAAAUAAUUAUUAAUGAAAUUAUACAUUAUAUACAUUAUACAUUACUUCGAUUGAAGCUCUUCUGCAAUUGGAAAUGCGAAACGGCAUCGCGAAGUUAUUCCGCUUAUGUUACUCGAGUUUAUUACGAUUGUUUAUUAAAGCUAUGAAAUUUUCACUCA
Molecule: messenger RNA, 3571 nt
Organism: Dinoponera quadriceps
Lineage: Eukaryota; Metazoa; Arthropoda; Insecta; Hymenoptera; Formicidae
Product: xaa-Pro aminopeptidase 1
Exons: 6
Coding region: 964-2859 (631 amino acids)
Molecular function (GO): metalloaminopeptidase activity
Source: RefSeq, a predicted model, not a curated record